Messenger RNA from Physella acuta, 1729 nucleotides. RefSeq lists its product as uncharacterized. Gene Ontology annotation, biological process: actin crosslink formation; actin filament bundle assembly; positive regulation of actin filament polymerization. Gene Ontology annotation, cellular component: nucleoplasm; cytosol. The record is from RefSeq and is a predicted model, not a curated record. Lineage: Eukaryota; Metazoa; Mollusca; Gastropoda; Physidae. Gene Ontology annotation, molecular function: protein binding.
CCUACAGACAGUGGCUUUUAUUUCUUGUUGGCCUACGUUACUAUGGUGUUUUGGAUUUAUCUUUAAUACUGUGCGGCUAAAAACAGUGUGUUGAAAUAUUUUUAGUAACUAGCUUGUCAAGACAAUGAAGAACUCCGAAGAAAUACAUUACCUAACAGAAACUAUUUACAAGAAUUUAACAGCAAAGUUCGCUCCUUUAUCGAAGCAAGUAUUGGCUGGCGCAAAAGCAUAUCAUAAAACAUUGCUUGGUACAUCUUCCGCAGCAAGAUCAUACAUCGAGUCACUAGGACGACUUGGACAUGAAUGUAGAACAAACGGGAAAGGGGGAACGGAAGAAAUAGGUCAUGCUAUAUUUAGGAUUGCUGAAGCAUACAAAGAAAUACAAAUGAAAUUCGAAGACUGCACAAAGGCGCUUUUUUCUGAUUUGAUCCUUCCCCUAGAACAAAAGCUGGACAACGAAUUUAGAAAUUCGGCGGCAGAACAACGCAAGUACCAUCAAGGUCAUAAAGAAUUUCUUAGCCCCUAUGAAAAGGCCGUUGCAGCUUUUGAGAAGUUUAAAAAGAAAAGUCAGUCCAAAGGAUUAUUUGUUUUAGACAAAGAAGCUAUGCAUGAAAGAUCUGUUUCCCAAUAUAAAGAAAAGUUGAAUGAAUUCAGAAUUCAGGGAUUAAAACUAGCUUUGUUAGAGGAAAGAAAAUGUUACUGUUUCAUUCUCUCCCAUCUGGCAUCAGUAGCAACUGUUCAACUUCACUACCACGAUAAGGCUGCAUCAAAUCAUAAUAGCAAACUGCUUGAGAGUGAACAUAAUUAUGGCAAUGAUGUUCCAAGAAAAGAAGAAUCUAGUUGGCCGAUGGCAGAUUUUACAUUACACGCUGAUACACCUGUGAGAAACUCAACUGUCUUUUACAAUCAACAAGACGGAAUCGCAGAAGUAGUUUACGCCCACUUUGAUGAAUCCCAAAACCACCUGAAGUGCAAUAUUGGUGAUAUAAUUAGGAUGAUUGGUGAUCCUGUUGAUGGUUGGAAUUAUGCUUAUAAUCCAUCUAUUAACGAAUAUGGUUGGUUCCCAGUCGCAUAUCUGGAUUUUUCACAAUCUAGAAGAAUGCUUAAUCAAAGAGCUAAGAGUGUUACGGAUCUGCAGAAUCUGCUCCCCAUUGAGUACCACCUUACCAACAUGGCAUACCCGGAACAACAGCUGGGCACAUCUAACCGACCCAAAUCCUUACACGAACCAGCCAUUAGAAAUUUGGUAGCUGAUAACUUUAAGAGCACCGAUUAUUCUAGAAGAGAAUACCAUUUCACAAAAGAUAACUCCUCUGGAUCUGAUGUAGGUUUAUACAGAAGUGCCUACACACACAGUGAGACAAGUCAACCCUUACCACCCGCGCCCAUAACAAAUUAUAACGACUCGAUCUUAAACGCAACAAAAGGUUCUUUGACUUCUCCUAACACGCCAGAAGUAGGGAGUCGAAAGAGAGCUAAUUCAAUAGGGACGUACUUACCAAGUGAUCCAUUAUCUUCAUAUCAACAGUUGCAUAAUAUGGCUCCACCUCUCAGCACCUUUACUAAUACAACUUCGACUGGGUCAUUUCAGAUAUCUCCAAGAACAAAUACUCUCCCCCCGCCACCUCCGCCCCUACCACCUCCACCCCCGCCACCCCCACCACCUCCGCCCCCUUCAUCUCUCCCAAAUCCUCCUCCUCUACCAGAUUUGCUGAAUAAAAAAAAAUAA